AACCGAGCUAAGGGCAUUCUUAGGCCUAUUGAAUUAUUAUGGAAGGUUCUUGCCUAACCUCUCAACCAUGCUACAACCACUGUAUAGUCUGCUGCAGAAGAACACAUCGUGGGAAUGGGGUGCAAAACAAGCAAAGGCUUUCCGGCAAGCCAAACAGAAUUUGUUGGAAUCGGAUUUCUUGACCCAUUAUGACUUGAAGAAACCGGUACGUCUUGCUUGCGAUGCUUCACCGUAUGGAGUGGGAGCCUGUCUCACACAUGUAAUGUCAGACUGUAGUGAGCAACCAAUCGCUUUUGCUUCACGAACCUUGACCACGGCAGAAAGAGGAUAUGCUCAAUUGGAACGAGAAGCGUUAGCACUCAUCUUUGGAGUGCGACAAUUUCAUAAAUAUUUGGUGGGAAGGUCAUUCACACUUGUAACUGACCAUCGACCACUGUUGAAGAUAUUGGGUCCGAAAGAGGGAGUACCUACUCUAGCAGCGGCUCGACUACAGCGUUGGUCACUAAUUCUAAGUGCUUAUCAAUACAACCUCGAAUACACAUCAGGAGUGAGCAACAAAGAAGCUGAUCUACUUUCGAGACUACCCAUUUCAGUCAACGUAGUGGAUCCUAAUGAGAAAAUCUAUGCUGUUGAUCAUUGUGAGCAGUUACCUGUUACAGCGCAAGACAUUGCUAAGGAACUGCAGCGAGACUCCAUACUACGACAAGUUUACGAGUACACUUUGCAUGGAUGGAAGCCUAAUGUAAGUACACAGUUACUGCCGUAUGCACGACGAGCGGAUGAGCUUACAAUUGAAGACGGGUGUCUACUGUGGGGGAAUCGUGUAAUUAUUCCAACCAAGCUUCAAGGCACAGUGUUACAAGAGAUUCACGAAGGUCAUAUUGGCCUCUGUCGAAUGAAAUCUCUAACACGGAGUUUCGUGUGGUGGCCAAGACUAGACCAAGAUCUAGAGGAGGUAGUGAAGACUUGCACAGCAUGUCAGAGUAUACGGAAUAAGCCGGCUCAUGUGAUGUCACAUCCAUGGAUCUACCCAGAUGCGCCCUGGACUCGCCUUCAUGUGGAUUUUGCAGAGUUCAAGGGAAAGCAAUACCUUGUGGUAAUUGAUGCAUUUACCAAGUGGCCGGAAGUCCACGAGCUCGGAAUACAUGCCACUACGACUCAGACAGUUGAAGCAUUGAGGAGGUCAUUCAGCUGCCAUGGAAUCCCUCAAAGGCUAGUUUCAGAUAACGGGCCUCAAUUCGUGGCAAGAGAGUUUCAAGACUUCGUGAGAGCGAACGGGAUUAGACAUCAAAGGACACCUCCGUAUCACCCUGCUUCGAAUGGGCAGGCAGAACGGUUCGUGCAGGAGCUCAAGAAGUCUCUGAAGAUGAGGCCACCAGAUCGGUCAAUUAGUCAUCAGAUUUCGUUACUGUUGUUGAAAUAUCGAACAACCCCAAACACUACUACUGGGAAGACACCAUCAGAACUACUGAUGAAACGUGAGCUGAGAACACGGUUAACAUUAGUAAGACCAGAGAGUGGACGACAAAUUCGAGACAGGCAGAGUGAGAGAUACGAAGAAGCAACAAAAUACGUUAGAAAUCUUAACCCAGGAGACACAGUGGCAGUCCUCAACACACGUCGAGAUAGCCGAGGGAAAUGGCUGACAGGAAUCAUCCUACAGCGCUUGGGACCAACAAAUUACAUGGUGGACGUGAACAAUCACCUCCGAUAUGUUCAUAUCGAACAUAUCAGGAGACGAGAUGAAAGGAGUGUGCCUGCUGUCAUAGAGACAUCAGAUGAGGCGGGUACUGAAACAACUACAGAUAUUACUUCUAAUCCACGACCAACACUUGAACAGACAGGACAAACAGAACCUACUAGUCCAGUGAGAGAAGCACAACAAGCGGAAGAACCUGUUACAAUAGCCACACCAUCUCUUGCUGAGGGAGCUACAGCCGAAGUAAGGGGAACAUCAAGUGGAACUGAUCGACGUUAUCCAGUUCGAGUUAAUCGUCAGUUACCCCUCCGAUACAGACAAAGCUAAGGAGAGAGGAGUGUGGUAGACUGGUACAUAGAUUGGUGAGCAUGCGUACGUUGGGGUGUCAUAUACUUAGAUAAUUAGAUAAGUGACUGUUAGCACUUGUUGGAUUGCUGUUGCGUUAGAGUCUGAGCAUAGUAUAGACUGAUAGGGUGUGAUAGCUUGUGCCGAUCUGGAACGUAGCUUACGACUGUUAUAAUAUAUAUAUAC
Corticium candelabrum is the source of this 2230-nucleotide messenger RNA. RefSeq lists its product as uncharacterized. Gene Ontology annotation, molecular function: nucleic acid binding. Gene Ontology annotation, biological process: DNA integration. Lineage: Eukaryota; Metazoa; Porifera; Homoscleromorpha; Homosclerophorida; Plakinidae. The record is from RefSeq and is a predicted model, not a curated record. The coding region runs from base 68 to 2026 and encodes 652 amino acids. The transcript has a single exon.